AUGGAUCCAUUUUUACAACAGCUACUUGCGUACCAACAGGCACAGGCGCAGACAAAGGCCCAGGCCCAGCGCCCACCGAAGUAUCCGCAAUAUCCGGGGUACUUCAGCUACGGGAGUCCGAACGAUGAACCCUAUGGCCCUAGUGGUUAUGGCAGCUUCCCUGGGAGGUACCAUCCAUCAAGAAAUUACAGAGGUUACGAUGUACCAGCUGCAUCGUUUUAUCCGCAGCCUUCCUAUUUCAAAGCUCCAACGGCAUACUAUGACAAUGGGGAAGAGGAAGAAUAUGAUUCGGAGGACGCUGACGGCGGAGUCGGUGCUGAUGAUGGAGAACUUAGUGGAGCUUCUACCGUUCCAGCUGCCUUUACCAACUUUGGUUUAGGUGGUGACAUUGGAGAAGAUGAAGAUGACAAUGAGGAUCAGGAAGAGGAGGCGAAUGGCGACGAUGGUAGCAACGUCCCUGGCUACCAAUUUGCCGGCAUCCCACUUAAGGGUGCUUCAGGGUAUCCACGGAAUGUGAUUUAUUUUACUAGACCGAAUGCAAGGCCAAAGACCAAAGUUGUCCCUUCUUCCGAGUACUCCGGAUUUCCUUUAACAGGAGCUGGCACCUCUAUUCCAACCCAGUCUUCCUUUGAUCCAUCUGCCUUUGCUGCAAAAAAUAAACGUCAAAGACAACAGAAACAACCAAUGUACAUUAUGGACAGAUACGGGAAUUUGUAUCCAUACCAGCCACCAACUGCGGCCGAAAGUUAUCCAAGCGAAAGAAAAGACAUCGAUGCUAAUCAGUUGAUCAGGAUGUUGUUAGGCGCAGGUGAUCAUAAGGGUGAAGAUGAUACUUCGGAUAGGCAGCCAGAAACAGAUAUAGUGAAAAAUACCCCUGGCGGACAAGAAAAUGAGCAGCAACGUGACCUUGAGGCUGCUGCUUUAUCCAAGGCCAUUAAUGACGAACUGGAAGCAGAAGUCAAACUAGCCAACAAAAAAGCAGAGGUAGAACAACAGAACAGCGGUACCGAAACGGUUAGCUCGAAGCAGCCUACCGCUGUUGAGGAAACUCCACUUACUAGAGAAGGUUUGGCUGAUAUUUUGAGCCAAUUGGCGAAGAGCGAAGAGGCACAGUCAUCGGUUCCACCUCCAAUUGCAGAUGCUGGCAGCAUUCCUGCACCAAAUGUGAUUCCUAUGCCUCAGAAACUGAGGAGAAGAUCCACCGCUCCUUCCUUGAAUGUACAUAAGGCCGACAAGAGUGCAGAUGAAGCAUCCGCACUAAACGCAAACAAGAAGCCGACUGUUGUUGCUGAUGUCAAGGUAUCUGCUCCUCAAUUGAAGAAGAAAAAUCUACCAUUUUCUCCUCCACUAAAUGUGUACGAAUUCAAAAGCAAAUACAUUGUUGUCAUUUCAUUGCCUGGAGUGAGCAAGGAAUUUGUUGAAAUCGACUAUCACCCAACAAGCAACGAAUUGAUCAUCAAAGGUGAAGCGAAGAAUAAGUAUUUGAGUGACGAUGACGAGGCUGCCAAUGCUUUUGUUUUAAAGUUAAGUGAACAGAGAUUUGGUAGUUUCGAGAGAAUUGUAAAACUUCCUGCUUAUCCUGGUAUCGAGGAUACCCAGAUCAAGGCGAAGUUUAUCAACGGUUUACUGGAGAUCAAACUACCUAAAGUGGACGAGUCGAAACUGCAGAAGGAGGCCAAGAAGAUUGUGUUGGAGGAUGUUCCAGACGAGGAAUUGGAAAGAGAGAGCGGCAAGGGGUACAUUUGA
This is a messenger RNA of Pichia membranifaciens NRRL Y-2026, 1746 nucleotides long. RefSeq lists its product as hypothetical. Gene Ontology annotation, biological process: response to heat; protein complex oligomerization; protein folding. The record is from RefSeq and is a predicted model, not a curated record. Bases 1 to 1746 code for a protein of 581 amino acids. NCBI's taxonomy places the organism in Eukaryota, Fungi, Ascomycota, Pichiomycetes, Pichiales, Pichiaceae. The transcript has a single exon.